Amoebophrya sp. A25 is the source of this 699-nucleotide messenger RNA. Lineage: Eukaryota; Dinophyceae; Syndiniales; Amoebophryaceae. The record is from the annotation of a GenBank genome assembly.
AUGAACAACUUCGAGCCACAAGACCCGAGUUCUGAGGAUGCAAACACCGAGCAGCAAGGAGGUGCGUACAAGAACUCUGGGACGAACAGUAGCAUGAACUUAAGGCCAACUGUUGGGUUUUCAUGUACUAGUUUAGUUACCCGCUUCAUACGAAUCAUUCGUGCGUUUGAGGGCAAGCGUGCCGUACUUCUAACUUCUAAACCAGGCUAAAUAUAGAGUCGGGAGAUCACCCAGGCGAUCCCUCAAACAUCACUCAAAAGCAUUGACUCAUCGUCUCUUCUAUGUCGCGGUUCUUUCUCGUGGGAAUUUUCCCUGCUCUAAGAAUGCAGGUUCAGAGCAGUCGGUCAGGGACGCCCACGAGAGGCAGUGUGGGUCCCACGAGAACCAGCGUGGGUGAAAAUCUUAUGAGCCAAGAAUAGGAUACAACAAUUCUUUCUUUGUACUGUCGAAAGAAGCCCGUUAAGGUUAACGUAGACUGUGUACUAGUAAGUCCUCGUUAAUGCAAGAAGCUUUCUCCUGUUUCACAUUUACAACAGCAUAGCGUAGACUGAGAAGUGUGGCCGCGUAGGAGAGACUCUGUAAAGUCACACAGCUUUCUUUCUGUAAGUCGUUGCAGCUUUCCACCUUUCUAAGUAGUUUCUUCUAGAUUAGUGGGGAGUAGUUUUCAACUCAUACAACUCUAAACUCGCAGCCUUUCCC